Molecule: messenger RNA, 1011 nt
Organism: Coprinopsis cinerea okayama7#130
Lineage: Eukaryota; Fungi; Basidiomycota; Agaricomycetes; Agaricales; Psathyrellaceae
Exons: 4
Coding region: 1-1011 (336 amino acids)
Cellular component (GO): cytoplasm
Source: RefSeq, a predicted model, not a curated record
AUGCUGCCUGCGCCGGCCACUGAAUCUCGGAAAAGGUCCUUCAGACGGCUCACGUCGCCCCGCAAGAGAGUACUCGACUCUCUUCUUGCGCGGUCUAGGGCGACCAACCUUGCGGUUCUCAUACUCUCGGCAAUCUGCUUGCUAUCCCUCGUGUUAAACGUUCACCACCAGCUUGGAUCGACAUGGGCAAGAUCGUCAGAGCACACCGCAAUUGGGUUAUUCUCGACCAUCACCAGACACCGCAAAUCGUCCAAUCUGAACCACUUGGUUGUGGUGCCGUGCCAUGCCAUCUGGAAAGGUGUGGACGCGGCCUCGAGGCUCAACGAAGAUGAUUGGAUCCUCGAACACUAUCAGAAAGGGACGUCCCAGGUGGAUGUCUUCUUUCGACACAUUGUCGAAGGGGCGAAGCUCGCUAAAAAAGACACCCGUUCGCUAUUAGUCUUCUCUGGUGGUCAAACGAGGCCAGCCUCGACAACCACCGAAGCAGAAUCAUAUUUGCGGCUUGCGAUAAGCGCCAAACUUCUCGACGAACCCGAUCUCGACCCUGUUUCUGAGCGCGUUACCACCGAAAACCAUGCUCUUGACUCCUAUCAGAACCUUGUCUUUUCCAUCGCUCGAUUUCACGAGUUCACGGGCGUGUACCCAGAACACAUCACCGUUGUAGGCUACGAUUUCAAACGGGCACGUUUUACGGAUCUUCAUCGUAAAGCGCUUCGGUGGCCUGUACAUCGCUUUGGGUAUAUCGGGGUCGACCCCGAUGAUGACCAGCACAAUGCGAUUGCUCGGGAAGGCGAGGCAAGUUUGAAAAACGGGUAUCAACCUUACUCAGUUGACCUAUACGGUUGUCAUUCAUUCUUGCUAGGCAAGCGGCGACAACGGAAUCCGUUCUCAAGGUUUCAUUCCUACUAUACAUCAGCACCGGAGCUCGCGCCCCUGUUUGACUGGUGCCCCGAUUCUGAUGGUUUGGAAGACAGUAUAUUCAGAGGUUCGCUUCCCUGGAAUCGCGAUUAA